Candidozyma haemuli is the source of this 1278-nucleotide messenger RNA. It is a transcript of the gene NSA1, whose product is annotated as ribosome biosynthesis protein. Gene Ontology annotation, molecular function: protein binding. Lineage: Eukaryota; Fungi; Ascomycota; Pichiomycetes; Serinales; Metschnikowiaceae. Gene Ontology annotation, cellular component: nucleolus; preribosome, large subunit precursor. Bases 1 to 1278 code for a protein of 425 amino acids. The transcript has a single exon. The record is from RefSeq and is a predicted model, not a curated record. Gene Ontology annotation, biological process: ribosomal large subunit biogenesis.
AUGCGUUUCCUCAUAUCUGCCGACGAAACAGGUAACGUGAAAGAGGUGAUUUGUCAAGAAGGAACUGAUACUUCGCAAAAAGAGGGAGCUCAACCCGAACUCAUACGAAGCGUACUCGAGGCAUCUGAACAUGUUAAUGUCAAGAAUAGGGUCAGGGAGAUGACGAUGUUGAAAGAUGGGAGGUUAGCAGUUGCUCGUUUGAAUGGUUAUGUUGAUAUUCACGAUGUUUCAAAUAGGGAGUCCGAUGAUUUUGGGAAACUUCUACGCUCAUACAAGUUACAGGGUGAGGCCGGCGACAAGCCUAUUGCAUUGAUAGAACUUGAGUCUCUCAAUUUUAUAAUGGUGGCUUUUGAAUCGGGGUCUGUAUUCAUAAUUGAUGUUACGGAUGAUAUCGAGCCCAUUCAUAUCAUCCUUCCCUCAAGAACAAAAGAGAACAAUACUAUUAGUGCCUUUUCUAUGAAUCCGUAUUCGCCGGGAAUCGUGGCAUACGGUGGUAAGAAUAAUGAUCUUCAAGUAGCAAAGCUUUUUGAUUUGAAGCUUCUUGAAAAGGAUAGACAAAAACGGAAGGACCCCAGCUAUUGGAAGCCAAAGGUUCUCUUUCAGGCAGAGAACGUUGAACCCGACCAUCUCGGUUUAGAUGUACCGAUAUGGAUUACAGGCAUUCUUUUCCGCAAAAUGGAUCGCUCAAAAGGCUUCAGGCUUGUUACUUCGACAUGGUACGGUCAUAUCAGAGAGUACGAUACACUGAUUGAGCUGGAACCAGUUGCUUCCUAUAAAGUCUGCGAAAAACCUAUAAAUGCUUUGAAGUUUGCGACAAGCUCUCAAGAGGAUAUAGUGAUUGCUGAUACGCAUACUUUUGUUGCCAGGCUUUCACUCGUGAAGGUUGACGCCAAGGCUAUCCGCAUCGUUUCGGCCUCUGCGGGCACCUUUUACAGACCAUCCCUCAAAGUGCUCGGGAAAUACUCGCAAGGAGGGAACACAGGAGCGAUAAACAGUAUAGUUUCAUCUCCUUGUACAGAUGCAAUUGCCACAGGCGGCUUGGAUAGAUAUUUGCGGGUCUUUGACGUCCAAACACGAAGAUUACUUGCGAAAGUAUACCUCGGCACCCAGAUAGGUAGCAUUCUAUUCCUUGAAGACGAUUCAUCUUCGGCAAUUGAUAAGGAGUCUGUUCAGGAAGCUGAAGACCUCCAAAACGAUGAGGAUCUUUGGCAGCAACUUGAAGCGAGCGAGGAUAGCCAGGACAAGCCUCUAAUUACCAAGCGCAGAAGACGGGUUUAA